AUGUACUUUAUUAAAGUUAAAAUUAAAAUUGGGAAUAUUUUUUGGUACACCCUUGAAGGAUGGGCACAAAUCAUAAGACUUGCACGCACUAAGCCAUGCCCGUUUGAAGAGACAUACCUACUUCAUAACAACUUCUUAGAUUUCAACCAAAGAAAGGUGACAUUUGCACUAGAAAAUAAAAUAAAACCAAAGAACAAGCAAAAUCAAUAUGAAAAAGAAAAUGAAGUAAAAGAUGAGAAGCAAACAAUGUCGGUAGUGUCCAGAAAAACAUUAAGUAAAGGAACUCGGGAAUAUAGCACAUUACCAGCUGUAGCGCUACCACAGGUACCUGGCCAUUAUGCUCCCAAUUAUCACAUUGACCUUCCAGGCAGUGCAGGUGAAAGAGGUUCAGCUAAUGUUCAGGUAGUAUUACCUGUAACAGAAGGUCAUCAGCCACAAGUAGGCAUGGUACAUCCUAUGACACAACAGCAACAGAUAAUAUACACUCAAGCCCCGCCCUCACCUCUGCUUCCACCACCAUUCCCAGCAUCGUCUCCACCUCCGCUCUCACCAACCCCGUCCCGACCGAUCUCACCAACACCAUCAGCACCACUCUCAUCACCUACGUCAACUCCGCUCUCAUCACCUACGACACCCUCGUUCUCAUCCCCUCAUCUUUUAUCACCUACGUCACCUCCGUCACCUCUGCUCUUAUCACCUACGUCGCCUCCCCUCCCACCACCGCUCCCAACGUCGCCCCCACCUAAUCUCUUACCAACACCAUCACCACCGCUCUCAUCACCUACGUCAACUCCGCUCUUAUCACCUACGACACCCUGGUUCUUAUUCCCCCAUCUCUUAUCACCUACGACACCUCUGCUCUUAUCACCUACGUUACAUCCCCUCCCACCACCGCACCCAGCGUCGUCCUCUCCCAAGCUCUUACCAGCAUCAUCAUCACCGCUCUUAUCACCUACGACCAAUUCGCUCUCAUCACCUACGACACCCUCCUUCUCAUCUCCUCAUCUUUUAUCACCUACGUCACCUUCGUCACCUCUGCUGUUAUCACCUGCGUUACCUUCCCUCCCAGCGUCGCCCUCACCUAAGCUCUUACCAACAUCAUCACCACCGCUCUCAUCACCUACGUCAACUCCGCCCUCAUCACCUACGACACCCUGGUUCUUAUUCCCUCAUCUCUUAUCACCUACGUCACCUCUGCUCUUAUCACCUACGUUACCUCCCCUCCCACCAUUGCUCCCAGCGUCGCCCCCUCCUAAGCUCUUACCAGCACCAUCAUCACCGCUCUCAUCACUUAAGUCUACUUCGCUCUCAUCAUCUACGACACCCUCCUUCUCAUCACCUUACCUCUUAUCACCAACUUCACCUCCGCUUUCAUCACCAGCGUCACCUCCGCUCUUAUCACCAACGUCACGUCCUCUCUUAUCACCUACCUCACCUCCGCUUUCAUCACCUCCGUCACCUCUGCUCUUAUCACCUACGUCACCUCCGCUCUCAUCACCACCGUCACCUCCGCUCUCAUCCCCAUCAUCACCUUCGCUCUUAUCACCUCCUUCCUCACCUUAUCACUCAUUUUUUGGAGGAUAUAUGCAAGAGCAGCAUUUGAACAUAGUGUCAGUACUGACUGCGAGAAUAUUAAGUAAAGGAAGUCUAGAAUAUACCACACCACCAGCUGUAGCACCACCACAGGUACCUAGCCAUUAUGCUCAUAUUGGCCAUCCACUCGGUGCCGGUGAAAGAGGUUCUGGUUGUGGUGCUUUUCCUAUGACUGGAGCUUAUCAGCUACAAGUAGGCAUGGGACAUUCUAUGACACAACAGCUGCAGAUAGUGCAAACUCAAACUCCGCCACUACCUCCCCUCCCACCACCGCUCCCCCCAACGGCGCCAAUGCAGCCCCCACCUCCCUUAUCAUCACCGCCCCCAUCUCCACCGCUAUUACCACCACCAUCUCCUCCUCCCCCGCCACCACCACUAAACCCUUCUACUUUCACGUCUGCCCCACCACCCCCACCUCCCUUAUCACCACCGCCCCCUUCUACACCGCUAUUACCACCACCCCCUCCUCCUUUCACGUCUGCACCUCCACCCCCUCCACCCUUAUCACCACCGUCCGCUUCUACACCGUUAUUACCACCACCCUCUCCUCCUCCCACGCCUGCACCACUACAUCCUCCUCCUUCCUCGCCUGCACCACCACCCCCUUCUCCUCCCACGACUACACCAUCAUCACCUGUUUCUGAAGAUCAUAAGCAAGAGCAGCAAUUGAGUAUGCCAAGAACAUCAAGUAACGAAAGUCGAGAAUAUAGCACACCACCAGCUGUAGCACCAUCACAGGUACCUAGUCAUCAUGCUCCCAAUUAUCCCAUCGGUCAUCCACGCGUUGAGGGUGAAAGUGAUUCAGGUGAUGAAACAUUACCUGUAACAGGGGAACAUCAACCAAAAGUAGGCAUGGCAGAUCCUAUGACACAACAGCAACAGAUAGUAAAAACUCAAACUCCGCCUCUACCAUCGCUGUCACAUCCAACCCGACCUCCGCCAACACAUCAUCGCCCUGUUUCGACAAGAUAUAUGGAACGGAAGCAUUGGAGUUUGCAACGAAAGCAUUGGAGUAUGCAACGGAAGCAUUUGAGUAUGCAACGAAAGCAUUGGAGGAUGCCACCCCAAAAGAUCGAUCCCGCGGGCUCCGUGAAGGACACUGCUCACUUGACAUGUGCACGAGCGAACCACGUGUUGAGUGCUCCAGCUGAUUCUGUUGGAAUUCCGACGAAUCCAUCAACGAUGACUAAACUGGAACAACCCGCAUUGCAUCCUUCAAUUAGACCGAUCUUGGGCGAACGCGAGGUAUAA
Diabrotica balteata is the source of this 2844-nucleotide messenger RNA. The record is from the annotation of a GenBank genome assembly. Lineage: Eukaryota; Metazoa; Arthropoda; Insecta; Coleoptera; Chrysomelidae.